AUGCCCGCUGCACCCGUUGACGCUUCGACCAAAUCCCUCGCUAUCCCCCACUCCAAGUACCCUCAGAAGCAAAUUCCCAUCCUUGGAUUGGGUACUUGGCUCUCAAAACCUGGUGAGGUCGAGCAGGCCGUCUACGAUGCCUUGAAGGCUGGAUACACCCACAUCGAUGCUGCUGCCAUUUACAAGAACGAGAACGAAGUUGGCAAUGGCAUUAAGAAAUUCCUUCAGGAGACCGGCAAGAGCCGUGAUGAGCUUUGGAUCACAUCCAAGCUCUGGAACAACUCUCACCGCCCUGAAAAUGCGCCCGCGGCUCUUGAGAAAACCCUCAAGGAUUUGCAGAUCGACUACCUCGAUCUCUACCUCGUCCACUGGCCUGCAGCUAUGCAGGGCGGUGGAGAAUUGAUUCCUAAGGAUGAGCAUGGUCUCCCUCUUGUCGACCGCGGGGUUACUCACAACGACACCUGGCGUGCGAUGGAGGCUCUUCUCGAGACUGGCAAAGUCCGCAACAUUGGCCUGAGCAACUUUACUCGCGCUGAGACCGAAAACGUGUUGAAGACUGCAGUCCACAAGCCCGAUUUCAUUCAGAUUGAGGUUCACCCUUACCUCCAACAGACCGAAUACAUCAAGUGGCUCCAGAGCCAAGGUAUCGUCGUCGAGGCUUACUCUCCCUUUGGCAACCUCAACCCUAUCUACUCCGUCGGAGAUGAAGGUCGCAUUAUUGACAAACCUGAGGUCAAGAAGAUCGCCGAAAAAUACAACAAGACCCCAAGUCAGGUCGUCCUUUCCUGGGGUGUCGCCCAUGACCUUGUCAUUCUACCUAAGUCUGUUAAUGCUAAGCGUAUUGCCGAGAAUGUGGGCAUCUUCGAUUACGAUGCUGAGGACACUGCUGCUAUCGAUGGCAUCAACCUUAACCUCCGCUACAACGAUGCCUCGACCGACUUUGGCUAUGUCUUCUUCUCCGAUGAAAAGUCUCCGGCAAAGAUUGCUGAUGCUUUCUUGGAACUCUCCAAGUCUGCUGUUGCAAAGGCCAAGGGUGCCUAA
Rhizoctonia solani is the source of this 1041-nucleotide messenger RNA. RefSeq names its product aldo/keto reductase family protein. NCBI's taxonomy places the organism in Eukaryota, Fungi, Basidiomycota, Agaricomycetes, Cantharellales, Ceratobasidiaceae. The transcript has 11 exons. Gene Ontology annotation, molecular function: aldose reductase (NADPH) activity. Bases 1 to 1041 code for a protein of 346 amino acids. The record is from RefSeq and is a predicted model, not a curated record. Gene Ontology annotation, cellular component: cytosol.